UUUAAUUUGAAAAAUUGUGCCGAGUGGUUGCCAAAGAUUUUCAUUCAAUUUAAAAAAUUAUAUAAAUAGGAAGCCGCAUUAGUCAUGAUUCCGUUUUCUCUGGCUGUUGUGUGGUUGGCACUUAUCUUUGUCUUUCCUUAUUGCCGUCUAGUGGAUUCUUUGAGUAAUGUUUGCGUUGGUCAGACAAAAGUUUCGUAUAUGGGAAAAGUUUACAAAACUAAACUUGUACCAUAUCAACAAUAUUCCUACUUUACUGGUUACACGACAAAAUAUAGGCACAGUGGCGGAUAUGAAGAUCAGGUCGGCUACAGAUUUGAACCGAAAUACUCUUGCUGCUCCGGCUACGAGGGAUCCAUAUACGACUGUAGGCCAGUCUGCCUGAAGAAAUGUCCUGCCAACAGCCGAUGUUCUGCCCCCGAACGUUGCACCUGCGAUGACGGCUACGGCGGAUCAGAGUGCCAACCAAUCUGUCUUGCAGCUUGCGGAAAGAACGAGUUUUGCCAGCGACCUAACCAGUGCAGCUGCCAAAAUGGCUACAACCGGAAAUCGACCAGUGAAAACUGCCUGCCCGUUUGCGACGAGGGAUGUGGAGAUCAUGGCUUCUGUGCGGAACCAGGUAAAUGCCAGUGCGCACCCGGCUACGAAAUGGUUGAAAACGCCUGCCAGCCAACUUGCGACCCCGAGUGUGGUGAAAACUCUUACUGCCAGGAGCCGCACUUGUGCGCCUGCUCGAAAGGACACAAGGCCGAUGAGCAGGGCAAGUGCUUGCCCAUCUGCGAGGAAGGCUGUGGCCCACACAGCCGCUGUGUGAGGCCAGGAAUCUGCGAGUGUGAGCAGGGAUUUGCCGGCAGCGAGCGGGGAACCAAUUGCCAGCCAAAGUGCUCGAGCUGUCCGGAGAACGGGAGUUGCUUCGCUCCGGAAGUCUGCAUGUGCAAUCCCGGCUACGUGAUGAAGGACAAUCGCUGCGAGCCGCACUGCGAAAAAGAUUGUUCAGACUACGGGCGCUGUGUGGCACCAAACCAGUGUGAGUGCUACCCGGGUUACGAGGAGACCGGAGUGGACAAGAAGUGCCAGCCCAAGUGCAGCAAGGGCUGUCCGAACGGGUUCUGCUUUGCGCCGGAGAAGUGCGUCUGCAACAAUGGCUACCUGAUGGGUCGCAACGAGACCUGCGAGCCAGCUUGCAGCGCCAUCUGCGUGCACGGCACUUGCACCCAGCCGGAUACGUGCUCCUGCGAUCCUGGAUAUCGCUUCACGGACAACUCGCAGCACGUUUGCGAGGCGAUCUGCGAGGGCGGCUGCCAGAACGGCGACUGCAUGGCCCCGAAUGUGUGCAUAUGCCACGAGGGCUACCAGCCGGACGACAUGGAUCCGGCCAAGUCCGUAUGCAAGCCCAUCUGCCAGAAUGGCUGCGUAAACGCAACCUGCACGGCACCAGGUGAAUGCAGUUGCUUGAAGGGACACACAAAGUCCUCGGCCAGCACUUGCAAGCCUGACUGUACCGGAGGCUGUGAGUUCGGCGACUGCGUGGCCCCGGACGAGUGCCAUUGUCGGGCGGGAUACGAGAAAACCGAUCAGGGCUGUCGGCCACAAGCCACGACUACAUCAAGUACCCCACAGCCUACCACUGUAAAAAAUUCAAGGGACACAACUCUAGAACCCAUCACAACUCCUGCCACAUCCGACAGCACAACUUCAGAAAGAGCUCAGGACCCAGUGACCACUCCUGCCGCAAAACUCAACAACUCCGUUGACUUCCUGCACCAAUCGAAUUGCAGUGGCAAUUGCCUGUGCUGGAUCGAGUUCGAUGACGAGGGCAUCCUGACCACGGCCAAGUGCGCCAAGGUGUGCGUGGACCACCAGGACAAGCCGUGCCUUAACUUGGCUAACUGCCACUGCGAUCUGCCAAGUGGCCAGCUGAUCUGCAAGAACGACGAUCCUGAGGACGAGGAUUCAAGCUCCGAGGAGACGCACUACGUCUGCCGCGUGGUCCAGCCCAUGAAAGCGCAAUCGGAGGCGGAGGUCAGGUUGGUGGCCAGCAAAACAUCCAGUCCCAAGUGGAUGGUCAUCAUGGGCUCCUGCGCCGGAAUCGUCCUUGGAGCGGCCCUUGCUGCUGUAGCCACAAAGUACUACCGAGCUCAUACCUCCAGGCGCAACUUCGAGAACGAAGCCAUCUAUGAGGACUGCUUGUAGACCAUAAUCUUAUCUAUACUAUAUAUCCUUUAAAUUUACACACAACAACUAAAGAACUUGAUCUUAAUAAAACAUUCAGCUAGCCA
Molecule: messenger RNA, 2276 nt
Organism: Drosophila gunungcola (fruit fly)
Lineage: Eukaryota; Metazoa; Arthropoda; Insecta; Diptera; Drosophilidae
Product: multiple epidermal growth factor-like domains protein 10
Exons: 2
Coding region: 85-2190 (701 amino acids)
Molecular function (GO): protein binding
Source: RefSeq, a predicted model, not a curated record